AUGAGACACUUUAUCAAAUUUACUGCAGCUAAAGGUAUCAACAGUAUCACAUUUAACUGUGUCCAUCCAGGUUCAACACCAUCAAAUCUCGGAAGAGAAUCAACCAAAUUCUGGUUAUUUAGUCUUAUCAACUUCCUCUGGACUCCAAUGAUGAAUUCAAUGGAAGAUGCUGCACGUCCAAGCAUCACAUGUGAGUUAGUAUACAUAUCUUGUGUACUGAGGCACUGCGCGCCUCCGUACACCACUUAA
Messenger RNA from Trichomonas vaginalis G3, 249 nucleotides. Its product is annotated as oxidation-reduction process. The record is from RefSeq and is a predicted model, not a curated record. NCBI's taxonomy places the organism in Eukaryota, Parabasalia, Trichomonadida, Trichomonadidae. The coding region runs from base 1 to 249 and encodes 82 amino acids. The transcript has a single exon.